AUGACUAACAGAUCUGUCGAUGACUACGAUUGUGAUAUCGAUUUGGAUGAAAUAAGUGAUCUUAAGACAAAUGAUGAGAAAGUGCAAACUUUGAAAGAAAAGCUGAAGUCCUGUCCAGCUAAACAGGAGCAAAUCGAUGAAUUUAUACAAAACCUUUUACGAAGAUUGAAAUAUGACACUUCAGACCAAUUUCUUUUAUCUCUAGAAGGAUUCAAUAUGACCCAAAGGAUUACUUCAUGUACUGUUUCCGAAGUACCUGAACGUUUAUGCACUUCUUCCAUGGACGCACUACGAAUCUCACCGUUUACUGAUACGCUUUCCAACAAAACUGGCGAUGUAUGCAGAAUAGAGCACACUCAGUUCGGUGAAGUUUAUAUUUGUAGAGUGUGUAAUGUGAAAUGCACCGGUAAGGCGCCAUUUUCCCAGCAUAUAUCUGGAUCACAUCAUAGAAAAAACUGCAAUGCCAAUACCUAUUUCUGUAACGAGUGCAAUACAAGCCUUAAUUCUUCUGAACAAUAUACCCUACAUUGCAGUGGAUCAAAGCAUAUGCGAAAUAUAAUUUCUUCUUCUGACAAUUCUAUGUCUGAACAGUUUGGAGUUGAGCAACAAUUCAAUAAAAGCAAUAAUGUUCCUUACUUCUGUAUACCUUGUGGUCUUAGUUGCUCUUCCAAAGAGCAAUUGGAUUCUCAUUUCUUAGGUAAAAAACAUAAGAAGCAAUGUAAAAAAUAUAAGCCAUCUGUAUCAGGUCAGCUGUCGGGGUACGUUUUGAAUGAACAGUCAAAUCAACCGAUUGGUCAACCUGACUUUUUCUCUUCAAUGCCUACUUUAUUCAAUACAGCUAGUGAGAAUUCGCCAAACUUUUGGUUUCCAAAGUUGGUUCCUUGUAUAAGAAAUAUCAUAGAGCUGGAGUCCAAAUUGACAUUAACAAAUAACUUUUCUCCGUUUUUGGCUUCAGUCACUCCCUGUUCAUAUCAAGAACGAACAGAUUCAAAGAGUGAUCUUUCACCCAAUCAGCAGGAUAGUGGCGACUCUUCUGAGCCCAAACAGUUUUGUAGACACGGUGAAUGUAUUCUGAUGAGGUCAUUACAGAAAUCCGUCAGCUGGGUUCAGCCAAUUAACAGUUGACAAAGCAAAAACUUAUAUUGGACAGUGGCCAAUUUAAUAAUGUCAUGAUCUUAACGCUGACCGUCUUUAAUAAAUUAAUUAAUGAAAUUAUCACUAAGUAGAGAGAUUUAGCUUCAAGAAAUACUAAUUCUUACGAUUAUGUUACACAAUAUCUUAUCCUAAAAGGCUGCUAAAAAAACACCCAAUCACCUAUGAACUAACAUUUUUCAUCAUAUAUUUCAAUAUAUUAUUGAUACAUCACACUACAUACAACCCAUUUCAUUACUGUCAAGAUUGAUGUCUUCGUAUAUUUUCAUUUUCACAUAGUUGUUGCAGAUAUUUUUUUCACAUUUCAUAAAUGUAAACAAAUCUGGAAGAUUAGAACAAACUAAAACGAUACUUAUAAACUAUGAUUGAAAUUAACCAUGA
Molecule: messenger RNA, 1533 nt
Organism: Schistosoma mattheei
Lineage: Eukaryota; Metazoa; Platyhelminthes; Trematoda; Strigeidida; Schistosomatidae
Source: the annotation of a GenBank genome assembly